Molecule: messenger RNA, 2660 nt
Organism: Physeter macrocephalus (sperm whale)
Lineage: Eukaryota; Metazoa; Chordata; Mammalia; Artiodactyla; Physeteridae
Gene: MALSU1
Product: mitochondrial assembly of ribosomal large subunit 1
Exons: 6
Coding region: 2-706 (234 amino acids)
Biological process (GO): negative regulation of ribosome biogenesis; negative regulation of translation
Cellular component (GO): mitochondrion
Molecular function (GO): ribosomal large subunit binding
Source: RefSeq, a predicted model, not a curated record
GAUGGGGCCGUGGGGCUGCGUGGCGCAGCGGGUCGGGGCGCUGCUGUGGCGCCGGGCCUUCUCCCCGGGAGCGUGGCCCGCGGCGGCCGCGGGGCUCCGGCUUCGGCGGCUGUCCUUGGGGCGGCUUCCGGUGGGACCGACGCUCGGCAAGGUCUGCCCGGCCCCCCACCGAGCGCGCGGCCUGCACGACGGGCCGGGCCUGGAGGAGCGGGCGGAGGGAACAGCCGGCGAGGGGCGCCCGGAGUCCGGCACCGGAGAUCAUACUGGUCCCAAGUUUGACAUCGAUAUGCUGGUUUCACUUCUGAGGCAAGAAAAUGCAAGAGACAUUUGUGUCAUCAAGGUUCCUCCAGAAAUGAAAUAUACAGAUUACUUUGUAAUUGGUAGUGGAACUUCUACUCGACACUUACAUGCCAUGGCCUACUACAUUGUGAAAAUGUACAAAUACCUGAAAUGUAAAAGUGAGCCUCAUGUUAAGAUCGAAGGGAAGGACACUGAUGACUGGCUCUGUGUGGACUUUGGUAACAUGGUGAUUCAUUUGAUGCUUCCAGAAACCAGAGAAACCUAUGAAUUAGAGAAAUUAUGGACCCUUCAUUCUUAUGAUGACCAGUUAACUCAGAUAGCACCUGAGACCUUACCUGAAGACUUCAUUCUUGGAAUAGAAGCUGACACUUCAUCUCUGGCUCCUGUGGAGUUUAAAUGUGAAUAAAAUGGUAUCUGGAAAACGAAGCUGCAUUUGGGGCACGUUACAGAUGAGGAAUGAUCCAUAUGUGGAUGCUGUAACACACUGCAGGCCUUAAUACAGCUGUCAGUCUAAUGAAGAUUCCUUUGGGGCUCUAUAAGCAGUCUCGGGACACACGUAUCAGAAGAGGUUUUGCUUUCCCACUGAACUCUUGACUGUGGAUAUUUGUGAAAGAGGCCUAUCCGGCACAGCUUGGCCAAGUCAACUUCUACUGCUAUUCAUCAGCGAAGAACCAAAUGGAAAUACUGAAGAAUGAAAUAAUUUUAAGUCAUAAGAACAACGCCUCUCUUUUGAAAGCGCUGUACCUCACAGCCUGCUAGGGUGUUAUGCAAUUACCACAUACCAUUUAUUCCAGAGGGACACUUUAAGGCCUCUCUUAUUUUAAUAACCGGACAGAAAUGAAUUAAUGCGGACACUGCCCAUAAACUGUGCUCAAUGUUAGUAUCAAUUUAUUUUGUCAUUCUGGUCCUUAUAUUAAAACUGGUAUGUUAAUCUGAACCAAAUUUUUAAAGUAAAGAUAGGAUCUGUUUUAUCUCACUGAAAACAUCCAUGUAAUGUUCUUCCGAAUAGUAAACUUUUUGUUAGGGAGGUGGGAGGAGUCAAGGGGCUAGCAGUAAUAAAGACCUAAGGAUCAGACUAAAUCUAAUGUGUAACUCACCAAGGUCUGCCCCAUUGUAUUUUGUCAUGACUAUAUGAUUAUUUGCUUUCUGGGCCAUGUUCCAGAAAUAUUUUAUGCUGCUUACAAAAUAUACAAAAUCUAGAAAGAUAAGACAAAGGAGGUGAAGAAAUAAGAGCAUAGGGACCUCAAAAGAAAAGAUAAAACCAGAAAUGCUUUUAUUAUACAAAUUUGGCUCUAAGCUUCCUAGCAGCUAAUUAAAGAAAAAAAUUAGUUACAUGGUUUACCACAUCUUGAGAAAAACUAUUUGUUUAGUAACUACUUUUCCUGGGACUGACCCCAGAGAGCAACUUCUGAAUGUCCUCAGAGGACUAAUGUAACAGGCAUCAUCCUCAGAGCAAAAGUCCCAGAGCCUCACAAAUGUGGCCUGAGCACGUCUCCGCCUAGAAGAUACCGAGGACCAUAGCUAAGAGAAAAGCUCACGGGCAGAAAGUGUGUUGUAGUCUCAAAGGUUGAACAAAAGCAAAAUCAUCUUUCUGAUACAGUCAUGGAUAAGAGGCUAUAGAUGCUUUUGUUUUACUGAAUUUUGGGAGGUGGGGUAGGAGGUAACAAAUCCAAUAUGGAGAUUAAGAGUGAAUUUAAAAGUUGAGUGAAGAUUUGGAAAAGGAAUGGUGGACAGUAGAGAAGGGCUAAAAGGACCAAACUAUAAUAGAAAGAAGGGGCAAAGACAUAAAGAAAGCAUCAGUAUGCAGACAGAAAAAAGUUCCACACUGGGAGGUUAGAGGAAAGUAAAUGAAGCAUGCCAAGAGGCGGUGUCCUGGACUGACAGACAGCAGUGUGUACUAUUGGUAAUAGCACCUUAAUGAAAAGGUGACUCAUCAGGUGUCUGAAGCCUGAUGAAGACGUUUCUGAAUGCCACCCAAAUCCCUUUGUUCCAGUUCCAUAUCCACCAAGCACAUCCCUGACCAUAAAUUUCUUUUCAAGGAAACUUUCCUCUGGGAAUAUAAGGCACCUCGCAUAAACAUCCUGUCUACUGGACAGUCAUUAAACUGGCCCAUUCUUACCUGGGAUUCUGUGUAGUAAGCCAUGUUUUCAGGAUUAGAACACCCAGAUAAACAGAUAACUUUUACAUAUAAAAUAAGAAGCCAGAACAAUGGGUUAUGAUAAGUCUCUUUUACCUGUGAAUCUAAGAGUCUGAGAUGAGCUUAAAAAAAAAAAAACGCAUCAGCAUUACCCUAUAGCGUUACACAUUCUUUGCAUGUAAGUUAAUGUUCAGCUGCAUUAUCCUGAACCCUUCUUCCUAAA